Megalopta genalis is the source of this 8316-nucleotide messenger RNA. RefSeq lists its product as uncharacterized. The record is from RefSeq and is a predicted model, not a curated record. Lineage: Eukaryota; Metazoa; Arthropoda; Insecta; Hymenoptera; Halictidae.
UCGUUCGAAAAUGAUUGGAAACCGUCGGUCGCGCAUCGUUCGUGAAACAAGACGGCAAUUUCUCCACGUCCUGCCCAGCCGGCGACGGACCUGAGCCAUUUUGAACCGCGGCGGUGUCGACGAAAAAAGUCCACCGAGGCUGGAUCAGCGCCCAAAAACCUAACUCGGCUCGCGAUUAGGCAUAAUAUGACCUGACGCGGCGGCCGGCGCAUCGAUUCGACGGGCCCAAGUGCGAUGGCAAGAUCCGACUAACGCGAUGAGUCGAGCACCGCUUCGGUUGUCGAUAGUUUUGCUAGCGUGCCUCCUGGAAACCCGCGCGGAGGCAGUGCCGGGUCAUACGAAUCCUCUUCGAGAGCUGGACGAGCGUUCGAACGUUGUUCCUUCAAGCGAGGAACGCGUUGGAGCAGUCAGCGUAGAUAAUUACGUCAAAACCCCAGCGUCGAAGGACACCGAGCCUGCUGAAUCCUCGGAGACAGUGGUUUAUAACAGGUUCCUAAAGGCACCUGAUGACGAAAACGGCGAAUUUAAUGAACGAGACCCUGAAGAAGGCCCUGUAGAGGACCCUGAAGAAGACCCUGAAGAAGGUCCUGAAGAGCACGCGAUACCCUCCUCGGAGCACGAGACCCUGAAUGGAGUAUCGCCGAAGCCUAGGUACUCUGCGCCAGGGCAAUGGGCUAGGCCCAAGAAGGCGAGGAACGCCAGCGAAGAGGAUGUGCCGUCGAGGUUGUACGCGCAGGUGCGCCGGACGCACACGGUGCGGCAUCUGCCUCGGAGGAAGGCGUUCGAGAACGCAGAGAGCGAGGAGGAGCUGGCGAACGCCGCGAGGUUGAGGCAGGUGGUGAGGAACACGAAGGUGAACACGGUGUACACUGAAGAAGGCUACGAGGACUCGGCGUACGAUCAUGCAGGUCGGAUCAGAGACGCUGACUUCGAGGAGGGCUACGCGAGGAAGAGCCGAGGGCGGCUGGCCGCGAAGAAGGCGUCCGGAAAGGGCGUGGGACAUCCUCAAAGAGGCGAGAGGUACAAGGAGAGAGACCCUGAAGAGUUCGAGGACUACGACGAGGACUACGGAGAAUACGAAGGCGCCGUGGAUCGUGGCAAGGAGGUCAGGGAACAGGCAGAGAGUCGGUGGACGAAGAGCGCAUACCCUAAGAUGAUAGCCGAAAAAGGGGUGAGGGAGCUACAGGGGGACUUGGAAAAGGAGGCUGAAGAGAUAGAAAGAGGCGCGGAGAUGAACAAGCCGGGAGGUGCUAGCGCCCCCAGCAAACUGGAGUCCGUGACCACCUUGCCUGAUGAGGAUGAUCAAGACCUAAAGAGGAGUCGGGUCGGGAAUACAGACAGGCGAGACGCUUAUCCGGGGAGAUACGUGACUUCUAGGACCCCAGGUGACGAGGAGACGGUCUCCACGGAGCACGGGACCCCAGAGACGACGACCAUGGCGAAUCACGUCGAAGCUUUAGCGCUGGGACCACCAGAGUCCUAUAAGUACGAAGUAGAAGGCGGCUCUCCGGGCGAGAUCGUCAGCUUUGAAGGAGUCAGCGAGGCGCCGACGACGGUGAGCUACAGCCAGCUCUUCUGGGACUACUUCAUGGCGAAGCAGAAUCAGCAGACCACGCUGGGUCCGCUCAUAGAGUCGGCUACCGUGAGUCCGGACUUCCUGCUGCCCUCUUCGGGCGUGGAGAACGCCUUCGCUCUUGAGCAGCUAUCUACACCGCCCCCCGUGUCCUCGAUUCCUCAGAAAGUGGUUGAUCCAGCCCAACAACAGCUUGUGAUCUUAGAGGAUCAACGCGUCGAGUGGCCAGCGGUCGACAUCCAAGAGCCACCUAAGCUAGGCCCAGCACAGUACCCAGGAGCGAAUGUUGUCGGAGACCUGGUCGUCGACUCCAUCAGCAGCCUGGACAGCACGGAAGCGAGCUUCGCGAGGGCCUUAGCCGACACACUGACCUUCCGCAGGCCUAGGUACAAGAUCACCAUGCGGCAAAGGCCGGUUGAACCCUUCGAGGCUGUGGCCACGACUGCUGAUGGCGAGGGUACGACCCCGGCGAGCGUGGAUCCUAGGUACGCGAAGAUGCUGGCGCAUCUGAGAAACGAGGAAGGACAGAAACUUCGUUCCAGUGCGCCGGGGAACACUUUUCACUUGUACAGGGUCAGCGAGGGCUUCGCGGGACCUGUGCCGCUGAAGGAAAAUAGCUACCAGGGUCCCCAGGGUCUCCAGGGUUCCCAGAAUCUCCAGGGUCCCCAGGAUCCUUAUGGAAGCGCAAGGUCCACGCUCGGGGCCCUUUUGCCGGCGGCCCAUUCACUGAGGACGCCUCUAGGCCCGCCUUCGCUGAGGUCGUCUCUAUUAGGGCCUCCUCCGUUGAGGUCUCCUCCUCCAGGGCCGCCUCCAUCGAGGUCGUCCCCAUUGGGUCCUCCUCCGUCGAGGACUCAUUCUUCAGGGCCGCCUUCGCCGCAGUCAGCUCCCAUUGGGCCGCCUUCGCUGGGCCCACCUUCGGCGAGAUCAGCCUCUCUACCCUCGCUGCGGCCUGGCCCUCCGCGAAGGGCCGCUCCGCCCAGCAGCCUGCUGCCACCGGACCGCAGCAGGGCGUACAAAGAAACGGGUGGUUACGUCCACGGCGGAACGAGGCCGGCGCGCAGCAGGCACGUUCCCAGGCCGGUGUUCCGACUGGAGGCGGUCGGCGGCUUGCGGGCAAGAAGGCGCGAAAGAAGAGGCGCUGACGAAACCGGCGACGCCGGGACAAAACCGUCGCGCGCCGUGGCGAAUCCGGGUGAAACGGAGCGGGUGGCGAGAGGCCCGAGAAAUCCGUUACGGAAAGUGACACGCAGCGCGGAAGCGGAGCCCGAGACCGCUGUCGAUGCCGUUGGCGAGGAACCGCGCUCCGGCGAGAGCGACUGGGGUGGGGGGUCGCGCGCGACGGCUGCUGGCGGAGCCGCGCGGACUGUGGACAGUGACUCAACGGGGGAGGGCGCAGUGGCACCGAGUGAGUUAGACGGCGCGCUGGGCGAUAGUGCGGCGGGAGUGGGGGAAGCGCCGGUGGCGCGGAACGACGACGUGACGGCCGGAGUGGGGGGCACGCCGGUGGCGCGGAACGUAGACGGAAAGAAGUUGGAGUCGGGAGCUGCGAGUGAAGGCGUCGCGCGGAAACACGGCGGCGGGGAAAGGAAAUUUCGGCCGAGAGCGAGCGAGACCGAAGCAGCGGGUGGCAAGAAAAUGGAAAGUGAUAAAACCGGUGAAAAAGCGGGCGCCGGGGACACGUCCAGGCGCAAGAGAAGUCGUCUGGACGUGGACGAAAAAGACGACAACUCCUCGCACCUCGAGCUUAGAGCAGAAGAAAGCGACAAAGUCUCCGUGCAUGAGAACAAGGCUGGGUCAACGUUGAGAAAUCACGAGAGCCUGUUGGAGGAGUCGCCGAAGAUAACCGACGGCGUGAUCGACGACGAAAUCGAGGCCCGAUUCAGCGACGACGAGCGAAAUGAUGACGACGAGGACGGGGAAGUGGAGGCGGAGGUGCCAGACCUUCCGGACUUCGACUACGUGGAGGAAGCGACCCAGGAGGCCGAGCCCGUGGCAACCACCGAAGCCAGCUUGGACACGGACAAGUACCCCUUCUACGAGAAGCUGCCGAGCCCCUCGGCCCUGCAGUACGCCACAGACCCUCGAAGAGUGCCUGGGAAGACGUUUGGGCGAAUGAACUUCUACAGGUCCCGGGACCUUUACAAGCACUGCGACGAGGUCGAACCGAGCUUGGACGUCCUGCCGGAGGAGGAGCGACCGGUCGCCGAGAAAGACGUGAACCCAAAUCCCCAGCGUCUGAAGGGUCUGGGCGACAAGUUGGACUGCUUUAAGGCUAAGUACUUCGACGACGAGCCAUUCGACAACCCGCUGUUCCUGGAGAAGGAGGUGGGGGACCCCAUGCCAGCGUUGGAGGUAGGGUCGAAGCAGUUCGCCUCUAGGAUCAUGCUGUUCCCGAAGGAGGACGAGCAGAGCGUGGUGCAGAAGUCGUCGAAGAAGCCGGAGGACAACCUCCGGAACCACCAAACCCAACGAAAACAGCGCAAUCCGGACCCCGGCAAAGGCAGGGCCCCGAAGACUCGCCGCAUCCGCGUCAAGAGCUAUCCUAGGCAGGUGACCAGGCCCCGGUUGGUCAGGAUUAGGAGCAGCAGUGUGAGAUAUGUGAGGCCGAGGAGGCCCCAGAAAGUCGUCAGGAGGCCGCUCGCCUCAGCUAGUGACCUGUCCUCCUCGUACACGCCCUAUCAGAACCAGGUGUACGAGGACGUCAUGGGUACGAUCAAGAAUAUGGCCAGCUCGUACCAGGUGGAGGAGGUCACCACGGUUCCGUCCUCCAAAGAGAACCCAGGGACCAGCGAAUCCAGCACCAGCGAGUCCUCAAACGCCACGAAGACCGCGAGGAAGGAGAAGGACAGGAAGUCCGCUAACAGUGACGAGCGUUCCAGCAACUCGAGCAGCGCCGGGAUGCCUCCGCCGAGGCACUUCAGCAGGCACAGAGUCGCCUACAAGAUGACCAGGGUGCCCCAGAAGGGCAAACCCCGGGUACAGCUACUACAAGUGACGCCCAACGGGCUGAGGCCUGUCAGUCGUCUUCAGAGGAUCAUCAGAUACAAGCGGGCUGCGGACGACGUCCAAGGCUCGGUCGAAGGUUUUGCCGAAGGCUCCGUCGAAGGCUCCGUCGAAGGCUCUGAUGAACUUUCUCCCGGAGAUACACCAGGCAAGGAAGCAAAGUCUGAAGAAACCAGAGAAGCCAAAAAGUCAAAGAGCAAAGUGGACCUAAAGAUCUCCCACCCAAUCGAAGGUAACAGCACCUCGUCCUCGACGAAACUCGAAGGAACAUCCAGAGUCCCGCAAACUGACCCCUCGACCGAGCAGCGUCCCAAAGUUGUCUAUACAGUGGGCGAUCGGAUCAGAUUCUCGAGGCCGAAGGCGGAGCCGAGCAGGUUCGGGAAGUUCGCUAACGGGAGCGAGGUAGUGGCGGAUCGGCGCAGGAAGGAACCGAGGUACAACUAUAUCAAGCGGAGGAAGCCGGCUUCCAGCCAGCUUUCAGCUUCAUCCUCGACAUCCACAGAGCGAGUUCCGAUUGCCACGACGAUCAGCACCGACGAGGUCGCUGUUCCCGAGGCGACCCAAGAGGACAGGGACAUUAAAGACUUCGACUCGCAGCUUCCAACGUCGAAUGCGCCAGCAGAGUCCCAUCAGGUGGCGCCGUCGAUGGAGCCGAACAAGACUGGCGCUGCGUACGCUGUCCGCGAGGACCUGAGUGAGGAGCAACCUGGGCAUACGACAGGGUUAACAGGGUCCACAGAGUCAACAGGGCCACUAAGGUCGACAGGGUCAGCAGUGUCCAAAGAGUCAAAAGGGUCCCCAGAGUCGACAGGGUCAACAGAGUCAGCAGGAUCAACUGAUCAGCCAGAGUCCUCCAGGCCUAGCCACCUAGACUCCGUCGCCUCGAGCUACGACUUCUCCUCGGAGGAGCUGAAGGCGUCGCUUUUCUCUAAGGCCAAAGACACCUCGCCUCCUAACUUCAGCGACUCCAGUGAGCAAGGUAUCCCUAAGCCUUCGCGCCGACCUUUUAACGAAGGCUCCUCUAAGAAAGCAAAGAGCAACUCGGGACCAGGCGAGGAGUCCUCGGAGGAGGACACCUCGAGGAGCAGCAGCUCAAAGGAGGACCGGUCGUUCUUCAGCUAUUGGUCCAGACCCUCGUCGCCAGCGGAGAGCUACGAGGACGAGAAGUACAGGGAGCUGGGCCCCAGGGUGAACAAGCCAGAGUUCUUCCAUCCUCCCUUCUCGUUCCUGCGAUCAAGGAAGGCGUCACCUAAGAGCAGCUCCGAGGAGCACUCAGCAGAGUCCCAAGAGUCCGCGGAGAAGGAGGAGUACGUCUUCCCGUGGCACAGAGACAAGGUCUACGAGAAAAGGAGGCGCAAGCGUAAUAGGAACUAUGACAACCCUAUGGGGGAGUACGAGUAUCCCUGGGACAGACGGGAGCGCUUGGCCGGCGAGGGGAGGGGGAAGAGAAUGAAGAGGAGACGGCUGGCGCAGAGCGAAGAAGAGGGCCGCAACAGGGGCUACGAGACCAAGUAUCGGAGGAACGUGUACCCAAGAGGUAAAGUGAGGUACUGGAAGGACUCUGAGGAGGAGGGGGAGUCCCCGGACAACGCGGAGAGCAGCAGCGAGCACCGGCCGGUGAAGAAGUACAGCAGUAGGUACAGCGCGAAGAAUCUAACUCGCGGGAGUCCUCGGUCGAAGAGGGUGCAGGAGAUUAGCAGGGCUAUUAAAGAGGCUUUGGAAGGAGACCCUGGUGACACUUUCGAGGCGCUGAGCUCCGGGGAGAGCGAGGGUCUUCCUAAUCGGACUCAGAGCUCCAGGGAUGUUGAAGAGACAACUGUGGCGCCGGAGAAAGUGGAUCCGCUUGAUCUGGUUAAGAGGAACGAGAGUUCCAGCGGGUCGCUGAGGAAUUCGUUGGACAACGCGGAGUCGCGGCUGGCGGUGAAGAAGGCGAGCGAGGCUCUUCUCGCGAGGAAGGAGGGGAACACUGAGGCGCAGCCGAGCGGAAAGAGACGCAGACCUGCGAAGAAUCUCUCCGGUGUAGAAACUGCGGCAAGAAGCGCCGCAAAUCGCGGUCGGAGGAGGCAGAAGCCGAGCGUGACUGCGAUCGGCGCGACCGCGGCGCCUAGGGCGGCGAGGAGAAGGGCCUCGAAGUUGGUGGGGGACCAGAAAGUUUUGAAUGAUUUGGGCAGCGAUGGCCCAGAGAGGGUGGAAAGCUCGGUGUCGGGAAAUCGGACGAAAUCGAACGUGUCCCAGGGAGUCGGUGCGGCGAGGAGAAGUGGAAUUAGGGGGGAGAAAAAUUGGACAAGAAAAAGCACCGAUCGGGAGAUGAAAGAAGAGACGAUGAAAAGUGCCGAUCAGCAGACGAAAGAAGAGCCGAAGAGAAGUACCAAUCUAGAGACGAAAGAAGAGCCGAAGAAAAGUACCAAUCAGCAGACAAAAGAAGAGCCGAAGAAAAGUACCAAUCAGCAGACAAAAGAAGAACCGAAGAAAAGUACCAAUCAGCAGACAAAGGAAAUGAAAGAUAAAUGGAGCGAGCUUAAGAAUGACGAGAAAGGGAAUAUGACAGCUGAAAGCGAAUCUGUCGAUGGUGAAAAGGAGUUCGAUUGGCACGGUGGAGAGGAUCUCGGCGACGAUGAGGAAAGGAAAUCGGUCGACGAUGACGGAAUGUUCGUUUUCAUGGACGAUAGGAUUGAUGCUCUGAGCGAUUUUGCUAAAUCCGACGACGUUCCCGGCGACAACGAUGAGUUCGAAUUCGAUGGUAUCGUUGAAUCUAACGCGACCGUGCCGCGCAAUCGAGCGGGUCAACUGUCUACUCAAGAAUCGAGGGAGAUCGUUUCGACUAAGUCUUGGAUAUCGCAGAACUAUAAUUUCUAAAGAUUUUUCCUUUUGGAGAACAACGGCUUCCGUUUUGCUAGGAGAUCUUCAAGGUGAGAACCGCGAGCUGUAAAUCGAUAUCGAUUCCGUUCCGCGACCGAGCAGCUGAAGAAAUGAAGAGGCAGACCGCAGUGAAAGGGAAAAGGAAAGUGAACAGAACGAUAUCGAAUAAAGACUUUGUUUUUCUGUACCCGUACACUAUUAAAGUAUCUUAACUACCUAUUAUCGUUCUUCUUAUCAACGUGAAACUACGACACGUGUUUUGUUACUUGAUGGUAAAUUGUAAUAGUGAUUGCUUUGAAACAGCGAUCGAUUUGUUGCUGCGGUCGUUUAAUAGCAAUUCAUCUGUUAUAGCGAUUGUUUCAUAGCAAUCGAUCUGUUGUAGUAAUUGCUUACUUACAAUCCGUUUGUUAAUGUAAUUGCUUAAUAGCAAUCCGUUUGUUAUUGUAAUUGUUUAAUAGCAAUUCAUCCGUUGUUUCUGCUGUUGUAUAUAGAUUCGAUAGCUAUGAAUAAAGGUAGACGUUGCAUGAACCGUUGCUCGUAUUAUACUUCGUGUGCAGUGAGAAGAUUGAAGGUCUUCGGAAUCAGAUUUAAUAUUAGACAAACUUAGAAGUGGAUUCUGUCGUAAUGACGCUGGUGUAGCAGCUAUUUCUUUAUGCUAAUAUAAAAAAUUAGAUCAAACUUGAUCUUAUCGAAUGAAUUUUAGAAUCGACUAUAGAUUGAGUUAUAUAGAAUGCAGUAUAGAAUGAACUAUGGAAUGUAGUAUAUGCAAUGGAGUAUAGAAUGGACUGUAGAAUGAAGUAUAGAAUAAAGUAUAGAAUGAAUUACAUAAAACAGACUGUAGAAUAAAGUGUCUAAAAUAAAAUAUGAAAUACACUACAGAA